AUGGUACCUAUUGUAUUCGAUGAAUUAAAUGUAUUCACAUUUCCUCAUAGUCGAAUGAGAAAAUUAUUAAAUUGUUGUACUUCAAAAUUUGGUCAUACAGAUUUUACAAGUUUAAAUGAUUUUGAAGAAUUAUUAAUACGUUUACAAGGAAUAUUUACAGAAUUUAUGGCACAUGAAGAAAUUGAAAAUCAUUUAGUUAUGAAAAAAUUAAAGAAAAAAUUAAAACAAAAUUCUCCAAUUGAUGAUACACAACUUAUUUGUAAUUGUCAUACAAUUGAUCGUUUUACACCAUUAAUGACUUUAUUUCGUGAUGGUUAUGCAUUUAUAAGACGAGGAAAUGCUGAUAGAAUGUCUUAUGGUGUUAAAUUACAUAAAGCCAUGAGCAAUUUUUAUCAAGAUUUUGUACCACAUAUGAAUGAAGAAGAAAAUGAUAUUCAACCAUUGCUUUCAAAAUAUUUUACAGAAAUCGAAAUAAAAAUGAUGCGAACUCAAGUUAUUAAAAUGACUUUACAAAAACGAGAAAAUUCAACAAUUAAUCUUAUUUAUCAAAUUGAACGACCAUUAAAAAUUUAUGUUAUAUCAUAUGAAAGAUUUACAUCGAUUAAUAAUUUAUCUAAUAAUACAUUACAAUUUAUAAUGAAAUAUUUAAAUGAUCGACAAUUAAAACAAUCAUGUCUUAGAGUUAAUAAACAAUGGAAUCAAUGUGCAUUAAAAGUUCUUAGAAAUCGUUCACCAAUAUCACAAAUACCUGAAGAAAUAUUAUUACGUUUAUUUAAAUAUUAUUUAAAUCCAUAUGAUUUAUUUAAUUCAUGUAUUCAUGUUAAUAAACAUUGGAAAUAUAUUAUUAAAGAUAAAACUAUUUGGAAUAUUGUUAAUCCUAUUAAUUGGGCAAGAGGUCAAUUCGAUUCAAAUAUUCCAUUUGAAGAAACAAAUAUAGAUCAACAUCAUUAUGAUUUAUGUGCACGAAAAAUUUUUGAUUCAUGUCCAAAUUUAAAACAUCUCAAUAUUGGAAUGACUAAAUUAACAUCAAAAGCAUUUAUACAUUUUCGAUGGAUAAAUUCAUUAGAAAGUUUAAUAUUAGAAGGAUGUGAAUUAAUUGAUGAUUAUUUAUUUGUUAAUAUAAUAUCAUCAUUAAUAUUAACAGAAAAAAAUGAAAAUAUUAUUAUUGAAGAUACACAUCAAUGUUCAUUUGAAGAAAGAUCUUCUUAUAUUAAUUGUUCAAAUCGUUUAUUAUUAUGUCAACAAUGUUUUUCUUUAUCAAAAAAUUUAUUAAAAAAAUUUAAAUUAAAAAUUCUUAAUUUAUCUGGGUGUUAUAAAAUAACUGAUUAUGGUUUAAAUUUAUUAAUAAAUAAUGGUAUAAAUGAAUAUUUAACAUAUAUUGAUUUAUCUGGUUGUAUUCGAAUAAGUUCUGAUUGUUUAUUAUUAUUAUUAAGUUCAUCAAGAAAUUUAAUAGCAGAAAAUAUUUAUUUUUGUGAUAAUAUAUCAUUAUCAUUAUUAUCAACAGCUAAUUGUUGUAGAAAUGUUGAAAAUCAUUGUGGACGUUAUUGUUGUCGUUCAACAUAUUCAUAUUGA
Molecule: messenger RNA, 1572 nt
Organism: Rotaria sp. Silwood1
Lineage: Eukaryota; Metazoa; Rotifera; Eurotatoria; Philodinida; Philodinidae
Source: the annotation of a GenBank genome assembly